Molecule: messenger RNA, 2874 nt
Organism: Sphaeramia orbicularis (orbiculate cardinalfish)
Lineage: Eukaryota; Metazoa; Chordata; Actinopteri; Kurtiformes; Apogonidae
Product: leucine-rich repeat and immunoglobulin-like domain-containing nogo receptor-interacting protein 1
Exons: 4
Coding region: 549-2384 (611 amino acids)
Molecular function (GO): protein binding
Source: RefSeq, a predicted model, not a curated record
GAGCAAACCACAGCCGGGUUGUUGUUGUUGCCAUGAGGACAGGGUAGCAACAGGGAGAAACAGAGCUGCAGCAGCAACACGCAUCGUCCACUUUCAGAAUGGGGAGCUGAGGAGCUGUCACAGUGUUUGUUUGGUCUGGAUGAAUAUGAGCAGGUUUGAGCAGGAGCGGACAGACCAAAAACAGUUCAGUCCUCAGAGGAAAAGACUUGGAAAUCACCUUCUAUUGUUGUGAAAAUAGACCAGCCAUAUGUAACAAACCUUCCAGACUGACAGAAUGUUUUCUCUUUGUAGCUUGUGCACUCUCAUCACAGUUCAACAGGAGUCAGACUCUUUUAUCUACAGCUGUGGGGAUCUGCUGUCCUUGCCGUCACUCAUACAUAUCAUAUUCCUCAGCUCCAUACAUGGAACUGUGUCCAGACUCACCUUCUGCUGAGCAGCGUCAUCUGAGAUAUGUUUCUUCAGAAUUUGCAAGACGGGAAUCUCCAUUAGCAUCUCUCUGGUUAUGAAAACCUACUUCUUACUAUUCAAGAGAGCUGCCUCUCGCACACAUGCAGGCAGGCCACCAGAUGUUUGAGGUGAUUACUGUCCACUGGGGGGCUCUCUACCUGUUGGCAGCAGGUGUGGCAUUAACAAUUGAAACACAGCGGCAGUGUCCGCCAUCCUGCCUCUGCAACCCGUUGCUCCUGGAGGUGAACUGCUCUGAUGUCCAACUCAGCAGAGUGCCUGACACUCUUCCACAAGAUGCUAAGUUACUGAGCUUAACCAAAAAUAAAAUCAAAAUCCUUGUGCAUCAGCAGUUCCAGGCUUUAACACAUCUGCAGGAUUUGGAUUUAAGUGACAACAUUCUGGCCGUCAUUGAAGUUGAAGCUUUUCUUGGCUUGCACAGUCUGCUAUCUCUGCAUCUUGCUCACAAUCACCUUAAGAUUAUUCCUGUAGGAGCAUUUACUGGACUGCCAAAACUGCAGAUGCUGGAUAUUAGCAGCAAUGAGAUCCUAGUUUUGCUAGAUUUUACAUUUCGUGACUUGGCAGCCCUGCAGUCUCUCAAAGCGGUGGAGAAUGACUUGGUUUUCAUCUCCCGUCAAGCUUUCAGUGGCCUGACCAGCUUACAACAGUUGCACCUUGAUGGGUCCAAUCUCACUGCUGUGCCAACGGAAGCACUCACACCACUCAGUGAUUUAAGGAGCCUCUAUUUUCAUCGGACGGGCCUCACCAUGCUGCCAAACUACUCUUUCCGUCAUCUUGGGCGUCUCAAAGUAUUAGUCAUAUCUCAUUGCCCCUGGUUGGAGACUCUCUCAACAAACAGCCUUUUUGGACUAAACCUUACAUCUUUAUCUAUUAGGCAUUGCAACCUCAGUGCUGUGCCAUACAUCCCUUUGUAUCAUCUUGUGUAUCUUGUAUACCUUGACCUUUCUUUUAAUCCUAUAACGUACAUUCAUAGGAACCUGCUUGGGGACUUGCUCCGACUCCAGGAGUUCCAUGUAUUUGGAGCAUCCCUGCUACAAAUUGAACAUGGAGCAUUCAAAGGUAUGUCUCAUUUAAAAGUUCUGAAUGUGUCACGGAACCGUCUCACCACCCUAGAGGCUGAAGUCUUUCAUUCAGUAGACAACCUGAAAACUCUGGGACUGGACAACAACCCAUUAGCGUGUGACUGCCGUUUGCUGUGGGUGGUGCAAAGGCAACUGCACCUAAACUUUGGUGGGAAUCUGCCAAUCUGCACUACCUCUGUCCAGCUGCAGGGCUGGAGCUUUCUGGACUUUUCCGGGGGUGAGCUCUCAGGGCUUCUAACUUGUCGUCAGCCUCGAGUUAGAAACCACAAACAUCAAGCACUGACAGUCGAGCAGGGGAACACAGUGGUGUUUUACUGCAAAGCAGAAGGUGACCCUCAGCCAUCUGUUACUUGGCUGAACCCACAGCUAAGACCUUUAUCAUCCAUGGGUAGAAUACGGACCCUCUCCAAUGGCUCGCUGGAGGUUCGCUACGCACAGCCUCAAGACAGCGGCACUUAUCUGUGUAUGGCGUCUAAUGCGGCAGGAAAUGACAGCCUCCGUGUGAGCCUCCGCGUCAGAGAAUUUCCAUCAUCAUCAAAAAAUAAUUUUCAUCUAAAAAGUUGGUUUGCCUCACCAUCUGUGUCUCCAGAUGAGACGGACACCCAGAAACUCCCAUUUGAUGUGAAAACAUUAUUGAUAGCAGCAACCAUUGGUUUUCUUUCAUUUUUUUGCUCUGUAAGCUUAUGCUUCAUUCUUAUGUUCUUCUGGAGUAAAAGCAAAGGGCAAAUAAAACACACGGCCACAAUCGCCUAUGUUCCUCGAAGUACGAUGUCGAGUAGUAACAGCGGCACAGGAAACUAUAUGGAGACAAGCAGGUUCACUAUGAAACUGCUGUGAGCCAUUUUUUGCAUUUUAUUGAAAAAUUAGACAAAAAUUUACAUAGGACCUAAGGAUAUAACUUCUCAACCAAGGAUGGAAAUCAUCAUGUUUAUCAUUUUUGUCUUUCCUUUUACAAGAAAGAAGGCAUAAAGCAUCUGAGUAAGAUAUAUUUAACCAGAAUAGUGCAUGAAAAUGUAAAGUUCAUCUAGGUGCUUUUUGUUUGUAAGUAUUUGUUUCCACUUUAACAGAGGAACUAUUUAAAAACUGUGGAAGAGGCUUAUGUGGUUUGGUUUUGUGUUAUUCACUCCUGAGAUGGUCAGCUUUAAAUAUAUCAAUUUUGACCUUAUAUUAAAGUUUACAUAUCGCUGUACACACUUAUGGCAUUAUAACAUGGCAUUUUGGUUUAAGGGUAUGUGAAAUGCAUUUUUUCUGUACUUUGCCAACAAAGUACCUUUUAACUUUAUUGUCUCAUGCCUCAUUAAAUAAAUUUGUUGGUUUUUGUACCUCA